AUGUCCUCCGAAUCAACCGCACAGACCUUCUACGACCUCAAAGCUGAGCUCCCAGGUGGAAGUGUGUACGACUUUGAGCAGUUGAGGGGGAAAGUGGUUCUUGUGGUGAACGUUGCUUCCGAGUGUGGAUUCACUCCGCAGUAUAAGGGCCUGCAAGCCCUCUAUGACAAGUACAAGGAUCGAGGAUUCGUCAUCCUCGGAUUCCCCUGCAACCAGUUCGGUGGCCAAGAACCUGGAGAUGAUGCAUCCAUCGCAUCUUCUUGCGAGCUAAAUCACGGCGUCUCUUUCCCUCUCAUGAAGAAAUCAGACGUGAACGGGAACAAUACUAAUCCCGUCUACAAGUGGCUCAAGAACGAGAAGGCUGGUAUUCUUGGACUAACACGUAUCAAGUGGAACUUCGAGAAGUUUUUAGUUGACAAGAAUGGGAAUGUCGUGAACCGAUGGGCUUCAACGACAACGCCAGAAGCCGUUAGCCCCUAUGUGGAGAAACUCCUUUCGGAUUGA
Pisolithus orientalis is the source of this 504-nucleotide messenger RNA. Its product is annotated as glutathione peroxidase. Gene Ontology annotation, molecular function: glutathione peroxidase activity. Gene Ontology annotation, biological process: response to oxidative stress. The transcript is spliced from 5 exons. Bases 1 to 504 code for a protein of 167 amino acids. NCBI's taxonomy places the organism in Eukaryota, Fungi, Basidiomycota, Agaricomycetes, Boletales, Pisolithaceae. The record is from RefSeq and is a predicted model, not a curated record.